Messenger RNA from Telopea speciosissima, 1810 nucleotides. RefSeq lists its product as uncharacterized. The record is from RefSeq and is a predicted model, not a curated record. The transcript is spliced from 5 exons. NCBI's taxonomy places the organism in Eukaryota, Viridiplantae, Streptophyta, Magnoliopsida, Proteales, Proteaceae. Bases 116 to 1675 code for a protein of 519 amino acids.
GUUUAAGCUCUUCACAGAGGUUCUUGUGGAUGGCUCCACCUUGUUCAAUUUGAAUUGCUUGCUUGAAUAGUCAGGGUCCGACAUGAAUAGGUCUCGUUUCAUCUGAAAAUGCGUGAUGGGUCUCUUUUUGGCGGCCAAGAUUUUCCAUGGUUUCAUUAAUCCUGGUGAAGUUUUGUACAUCAUGAAUACUGUCAAGGUUAGCUGGGUUGGGAAAACUUUUGCCCUAGCUAAGAGCAAUGACUUUGAAGGGAGGAAGUCCCGCAUUCGCCGUUCAAAGGAGGAGAGGAAGGAUAUGGUUGAAUCUUUUAUAAAGAAGUACCAGAAAGCAAACAAUGGGAGUUUUCCCUCACUCAAUCUCACGCACAAGGAAGUUGGUGGUUCUUUCUACACAGUUCGGGAGAUUAUCCGGGAAGUAAUCCAGGAAAAUAGAGUGCUCGGCCCUGCUAAGUUGACUUCAGAAGAGAUCAACACUGAACAAGUCUCUGAACAUUAUCCAUUAGGAUCAAUUUCCAUUGAACCUCAAAUUCCAUUAUCCAUUUCAUCCCCUGGGUCUUGUUUUGUUUCAAAUGAUCACCAGAGCAUCCAUAAAGAGCUGGUUUCAACUUCUAGUGGGCAAUCCACAGGUUAUAUUAGACAGACAACUGACAAUGAGAAGUAUAUUAACAGCAUGUUAAUGAGUGGAGAAUAUGAAGAAUCUAAUACGGGGAAAUCCCUGGAGCAUGGCAAUGUUGAAGCAGAAGUAGAUGAUAAGGCAGUACUCUCCAUGUUUCAAGGUAGUGAAACUUCUAGUGGGCAAUCUGCUGUUCAUAAUAAGCAGACCUCCAAUAAUGGGUAUAUUAACGGCUCAUACAUGGGUGGAGAAUAUGAUGAAUCAAGUGCAGGGAAACCCCUGGAGCAGGGCAGUAUCACAACACACGUGGAUAACGAGCCAAUAUUUGUCAAGGGUCAAGUUUGUGAAAAAUUGGAUGGAGUUGAAAAUGUUAAAGCACCUAUCGCUAGAGUAAAUCCUUUAGCAGUGGAUGUUAUCGUGGAGACAUUUCCAAUAAAAUCUGCUGGUAGGCUGAUUCAUGACAUGGAUUCAAUGUCAGGAGAAGCAAGAGAUGUAACUAAAACCCUGAAAGAACAGGAAAACAAGAAAGUGGAAGUAGCAACAGGGAACACUGAUUUAGUGAUUGACAGAACAGACUCCUUGGAGGAAAGUUCUCAUGAUUCAAUGGAUGAAAAAGCAUCACUGAAUAUUGCAGAAACAUUUCAGGAAAAUUUAAGUUGCUUUGCAACCCAAAACAGUGCUAGGAGUACUCUUCUGGAGAGCAUGCAACUGACAGUUGAGGUAGCUCAGAAUGAUGUCUCAACCGUGCAGACAGCUGAUCCAAACAAGACAGUAAUUGGAAUUGAGCCUAAUCUUGUUCCAGCUGAAGUCCAUUCUCAGAAUGGCACUGCCAGUGGUACUUCCUCUACAUUUGAAGAUCCACUUUCUCAGGAGGCAAUAAGCAAAGCCAAAGCUGAUAUUGAACAUAGUCAAAGCACUGGGGAAGGAAGUAAUACCACUUUGAACAGACUAAAUCUUGAAUCAAGGGAAGGAGCAUCCAAGAAAUCUGUGAAUGCAGAAAUAAAUCCACUUUGGACAGUAUUUAGAGCAUUCAUCUCUGCCUUCGUGAAGUUUUGGUCUGAAUGAUUUCCCCUUAGCGAAUGUCUUCAGUAUAAUUUUGAUAAGCAUGUAGGUAGGGUGAAUGAAAUUUGUUUGAUUAGAUGCUUGUGACUUGUGCGUUGUGACCUGGUUUUAUAGAGCUUUUUGGCAACUGAUAUUCUA